Chlamydomonas reinhardtii is the source of this 1308-nucleotide messenger RNA. RefSeq lists its product as uncharacterized. The record is from RefSeq and is a predicted model, not a curated record. Bases 107 to 976 code for a protein of 289 amino acids. The transcript is spliced from 3 exons. Lineage: Eukaryota; Viridiplantae; Chlorophyta; Chlorophyceae; Chlamydomonadales; Chlamydomonadaceae.
CAUGGUCUCCUUGCAGCACCUCUCUCACGCACUGUGCAUCGCUUGCAGAAAGCGUAUGUAGCUUUGCUUGAUGCUCCUUGCUCUUAUCAAGACGCUGUUUGCACACAUGGCCGCGGCGUUGACUCCCUGCGCGCCGGGCAGCAGCUUCGUAACGCUUUCGUUCGCGGACGUGCCGGCGCCACCUGCGCAGCAGCCGCAGGAGCAAGCGCAGCCGGUGCAGCCCAGUGCAAACGGGCAGGAGCCGCAGCCGCAGCCGCAGCCGGUGCAACCCGGUGGGGGCGGGCAGCCGCAGCCACCGCCCCCGCCGCCCAAGCAGCUGACUGUCGACCGGGCUGUGCUGUGGCACGCCUCCACAGUGCUCCGCGCCAUGUUUGAGGACACCUGCAGUGGCGGCGGCGGCGGUGGCGGCAGGAAGGGCGGCGGCGGCGGCGGCUGCAGCAGCCCGGCAGCAGUGCUGCAGCUGUCGGGUGACCGGCCGGAGGACUGGGAGGUGGCGCUCCGCCUGCUGCACACCAUCGGAGAAGCGCUGGACCUGGUCACAUGGGACAACGUGGUGCCGCUGUGCCGCCUGGCCGACAAGUACGACAUCGCCCGCCUGCGUCACGACUGCGCCUGGUUCCUGAGUGCCAACGUCUCCAAGCUCACGCUCACGGAGCCGCUGGCAUCGCCGCAGAACCUGCUGCACGCCGCCUCCCUGGUGGAGCGUUACCUGCACCAGGUGCCCUGCAGCACGCAGCCAGUCCGCGAGCAGCUGGACUCCGUCAUUGGCCAGCUAGCCCCUCAUUCGAACCACCGGUCGUCUGAGAAAGUGGUGAUCCUCUGGUACGGCAAGCUUCCCGUGUCAGGACUGCAGCUCGCGCAGCUGGCGGCAUCUGCGGAGUACCCGGACAUCGUGGCGCCCGAGCUGCAGAAGCGUAUUCAGGAGACCACGCUGGCCGCUCUGACCACCGUGCUUAACACCUGUCUCCGCCCUUAGUCCGGCCGGUGGCAAGGCAGGCGAGGUACACACAGCCGCCAGUGGUUUAUGGGGAGCCUGCAGGGAUGCCCUGGGUUGUGCCAGGUCGUGCAUGUCGCAGUGUGUCUGUACCGUGAGACGCUUGCGAUGGAGCGAGUUUGGAAAGGGCUUCGUGAGGGACGUGAAUUGCAUUCAAAGUCGCAUACCGUAUGUGCAGCGUUAGUAAGGCGCUGGCAGGCGCGGGGUAAUAAGGCGUGGCGGCAGGCGCUGGGAUGGCACUGGAUGGCUGCCUAUGGCUGUGGAGGGGACAGGAGAGUGGUUGCCAAGCGGGCUGAAAUUUAGUACAGAUCCGU